AGUACAACUCUACAUUCCAAUACCAAUUCAGUGAAUCACCUUUUAUCUCCUUUCUACACCAUUUCCCUCUAAAAUAAAGAAAAAAGUAGAACAAUAAUAAUACACCUUUACCUUUCUCUCUCUGUGGCGAAACUGUAACAAAAUUUGUUGUACGAAUCUCACUAAGGAACUUCUCAACAUCUUCUUCGAAUUGGAUUCUUCUAGUAACAAUUUCUUGGAGUUCUCGAUUAUUCGUGAUUCUCUGCUACCUAAUCUGAACUGAGUUUUUUUUUAAAGAAUCAGUUAGGUUUUAGUGAAUUUGAUCAAGAAGUUUUGAUUAAUGAGAAGAAGAUCUGUUCAAGUAUCUCUGAAUUCUACUGGAAAUGGAGAAACGAGCGUAUAAAUUACAGGAAUUUGUAGCGCAUUCGUCAAAUGUCAACUGUUUAAGUAUUGGAAAGAAGACUGGUAAAGUUUUUAUAACAGGUGGAGAUGAUUACAAGGUGAAUCUAUGGGCGGUUGGGAAAUCAACUUCUUUGCUGAGUCUAUCUGGUCACACGAGUUCAAUUGAAACUGUAGUUUUUGAUUCCGCGGAGGUUUUAGUUCUCUCUGGAGCUUCUACUGGUGCAAUAAAGUUGUGGGACUUGGAAGAGGGAAAGAUUGUACGCAAUUUAACGGGACACAGGUUGAACUGCACUGCUGUUGAAUUCCAUCCUUUUGGAGAGUUCUUUGCUUCCGGCUCUUCUGACGCCAAUCUUAAGAUUUGGGAUAUCAGAAAGAAGGGAUGCCUUCAUACUUAUAAGGGUCAUACCCAAGGAGUUAGUACAAUUAAGUUUUCUCCGGAUGGUCGUUGGGUUGUUUCUGGUGGAGCUGAUAAUGUGGUUAAGAUAUGGGAUCUAACAGCUGGAAAGCUUCUGCAAGAGUUUAAAUAUCACGUGGGGCAAAUUCGGAGCAUAGAGUUUCAUCCUAUGGAGUUCCUUCUAGCCACAGGCUCUGCAGACCGAACUGUAAAGUUCUGGGAUCUAGAAACCUUUGAACUGAUUGGAUCUGCAGGAGCAGAGGCUUCUGGGCUUCGCUCUAUGACAUUCCACCCUGAUGGGCGUACCCUAUUUUGUGGACUUGACGAUAAAUUGAAGAUUUUCUCAUGGGAGCCUAUAAAGCAUCACGAUGUUGUUGAUAUGGGGUGGUCUACAUUGGAUGACCUUAGUAUUCACGAUGGAAAGCUUUUGGCCUGCUCUCACUACCGAAACUCUGUUGAUGUGUGGGUUGCAGAUAUUUCAUUAAUUGAGCCCCACAGAGUUGGUGGUACACCCCAGUCAUUUGGUAACAAGGAGCAGAAAUUUAAUAUUCAGGAGGGCAUUGUACAGUCUAGUACCGAGAGGCAUACCAGUCCCCGUGUUGUACCUAGAAACAAUGCGGAGAGUACAGUCCGGCCUAGGAGAGAAACUAACAGCAGUGAAAGAGGCAGUCCUGGUAUCCGGCGUGAGCCAACUCUCACACGUAGGCCAUCUAGCCGAAAAUCAGACAGUAAGUUGUCAACGGCAGCUGAACCUGGAUUUGUUAGCAGCAAGAAAAGUGGUUCAGACAUUUCAGAAGAACCAAAGUUCCAUUUUAGGUUUCUAUCAAUAAAUGAACCUACAAAAACCAGCGAGGAGGAGAGCAGUAUCAGCAGCAAGGUUGCAGAGAAGGCUGAAAGAGCGCCAUCACCGGAUGUGCCUUUGAGCUCCAGCUGCGAGAAUCGCGUCCAGGCACAAAAUUCUAACGGGGAGACUAGCUCUACUAAAAUUGUUAGAGGAGUGGCAGUUCAGCUAGGAAGGACACGGUCUCUAGUUCAGAGAUGGGAGAGCAGAGAUAAAUGUAAUAACAGUGAAGAUCUGACAAAAAAUGCAAUAUCCGAAGAUCUAACUCCCACUUUGGAGCAUAAAGGACCAGUUCCUCAGGGGGAGGCAGCAGGUGUUACAGAAAAAGAGACGGAGGCAUUACAUCUAUUAGAAAAGGAGAGGGAGGCACUGUCUCUUAUAGAGAAGGAAAGAGAGGCAUCGGCUCUUCUCAGAAAAGAAAGGGAGACAUUGGCUCUUCUGCAGAAAGAAAGGGAGGCGUUGGCUCUUCUGAAGAAACAAAGAGAGGAGUUAGCUUUUCUCAAAAAAGAAAGGGAAGCUUUAGCUAGACUCGAGAAGGAAAAGGAUGCACUGGCUCUUCUCGAAAAAGAAAGGGAGGCAUCGGCUCUUCUUGAAAAGGAAAGGGAGGCAUUGGCUCUUAUUGAAAAAGAAAAAGAAGCAUCCCGACUUAUUGAAAUAGAGAGGGAAGCAUUAAGCCGCAUUGAAAAGGAAAGGGAAGCAUCGCGUCGUAUAAAAGAGCAGGAAGCAUCACGUCUUAUUGAAAAAAAACGGGAAGCAUCACGUAUCAAUGAAAAAGAAAGGGAAACAUCACGUUCUAUUGAAAAAGAAAGGGAGGCAUCACGUAGAAACAACGAGGAUGUUAUUGAUGGGAUAAUGCAAAAUCAUGAUGUAUUCUUAAGUGAUCUCCGGUCCCGCCUAACUAAACUACAGGUGGUGCGGUAUUUUUGGCUGCGGAAUGACGUCAAAGGUGGCAUUGAUGCUGUUGGGAAGUUGCCUGAUCACUGUAUUCAAGCUGAUGUGGCUGCUGUUCUAGUUGACAAAAUGGAAAUUGUAACCCUGGAUCUGUUCACUUGCCUGCUUCCUUUAUUUACAAGCUUACUAAAUAGCAACAUAGACAGGCACACAAAUGUCUCACUGGAAAUGCUACUGAAGCUUGUGGCGAUAUUUGGACCAGUGAUUCGGUCAACCAUGUCAUCUUCUCCAUCUGUACGGGUCGAUCUUCAGGCGGAGCGGAGGCGUGGAUUGUGCAAGCAAUGCUCUAUACACCUACAAAAAAUAAAACAGCUUCUUCCUUCAGUGACUAGGAGAGGUGGUUCAGUAGCAAAAGGUGCUCGAGAAUUGAAUUUAGUUCUUCAAUAACUAUAGCUUUCAGUUUCUCUGACUAAAAGAAGAAGAAUGGUAAAAGAAAAGACUUCCUGACCAGGGGUUUUAGGCUAGCUCCUUUCUCACACAUCUAGCAGAACAUACUCUAACUGCAUCCCUUUUGGCACCUGGUAUGUGUACCCUUUCGAACCUUAGUACUUCAUUGCUGUGUGAUAGCCGUUUUGAGCCUCACGAUUAUUUUGACAUUCUACUGCUGCUCUGCCCAGCACCCAUGAGAUCUCCAAGUGAAGCUUGAAUUGGCAGCAUCAGCUUCAGUUGCUACAGUAACUGAUUUAUAGGAAGUAUUGGUGUUAGUGAUAUAUGUUUCCGAAAUCUCAAGGGUUUCGAUGUCUCGUGUCAUGUCCUGAACUUAGCCUAUUCUUGCUGUUGAUGUUAGAUCCUGUGGAAAUAGAUCAGGGACUGAUUCUCAUGUAAAUCUUGUAUCCAUAAUAUUCUCUAAUAAAAAAGAUAGUUCUCAUUUACAGUA
Molecule: messenger RNA, 3444 nt
Organism: Papaver somniferum (opium poppy)
Lineage: Eukaryota; Viridiplantae; Streptophyta; Magnoliopsida; Ranunculales; Papaveraceae
Product: katanin p80 WD40 repeat-containing subunit B1 homolog
Exons: 17
Coding region: 363-2954 (863 amino acids)
Biological process (GO): microtubule depolymerization; microtubule severing
Cellular component (GO): katanin complex
Molecular function (GO): microtubule binding
Source: RefSeq, a predicted model, not a curated record